AUGGGUCAGCAAGUCUGUGCAAGAAUGGCAUUCCCAUGGGCCAACAUCUGCACCGGCAUGGCAUCCCUCUUGGCCUACAUCUACGUUUCCUUUUCUUUUACCCCCCCCCACCUGUUAGGUUUCCUUUUCUUCUCUCCCCCACCUGUUAGGUUUCCUUUCCUUACUCCACCCCCCCACAUUUGGGUUUCCUUUUCUUUACUCCCCACCCCACCUGUUUCCUUUUCUUUACUCCACCCCCCACCUGUUAGGUUUUCUUUUUUUUACUCCACCCCCCCACCUGUUAGGUUUCCUUUUUUUCCACCCCCACCUGUUAGGUUUCCUUUUCUUUUCCAAAGUUCGGUUUUUUUCUUUACUCCACCCCCCACCUGUUCGGUUUCCUUUUCUUUACUCCACCCCCCACCUGUUAGGUUUCCUUUUCUUUACUCCCCCCACCUGUUAGGUUUCCUUUCUUUUACCCCCCCCACCUGUUUCCUUUUCUUUACUCCACCCCCCCCCACCUGUUCGGUUUCCUUUUCUUUACUCCACCCCCCCACCUGUUCGGUUUCCUUUACCCCUCCGCCCACCUGUUUCUUUUUCCUUCAUUAA
Acanthosepion pharaonis is the source of this 585-nucleotide messenger RNA. The record is from the annotation of a GenBank genome assembly. Lineage: Eukaryota; Metazoa; Mollusca; Cephalopoda; Sepiida; Sepiidae.